CAUGUAACACACUUGCCUGGAGAACAAGUGUGUGACAUCACUUGACUGGCAGCGCCGGGUGAGGAGGAGUAGCGGUCGGAGAGUUCACUUUGCCUUUGUGGGAGUGUUGUACUACAUUACGCGAACCACUGAAAGACAAGUUGAAAGCAAAGUUAAGGAUUUAAACUCGGCUGCCGUUGACAACAUUCGAGGAUAUCCGUGCGGAUAUCGAACUUUUUUUCGCUUGGUUGCGCCGUACUUUACUUUCCUUGUAUGAAGCGACUCUUUAGUGUGACUCGACUGGCCCUAAAAGAAUCCAUAUCUGGUCAAAGUAUUCAGCUGUCACAAAGCGGGACCCGUUCGCUAUAAAUAGCCCGGAUAAGCAGUGGAGGAGACUUCCUUUUGAAAACAUCGCUGGGCACUUGGUUGCCUUUUUAUUAAAUUGUUUGGGGGAGUCGCUGGGAUUCUAUUGCGCCGCCAUGUCCACCUCCUAUAAGAAGGAAGUAGUGAACUACAGGGACGUGGACGAGGAUGAACUACUGAAGAAACUCUCAGAGGAAGAGCUACAGAGGCUGGAGGAUGAGCUGGAGGAGUUAGAUCCCGACAAUGCCCUGUUGCCGGCCGGGAUGAGGCAGAAGGAUCAGACCAAGAAGGCGCCGACCGGAACCUUCCAGAGAGAGAACCUGGUAGCCCACCUGGAGAAGCAGGCCAAGGAACACCCUGACAAGGAGGACCUGGUUCCGUUCACUGGAGAGAAGAGAGGGAAAGUCUUUAUACCUAAGAAGGUGGUGGAUCCCAUCAUGGAGAAUGUAACUCUGGAGCCAGAGCUGGAGGAAGCACUGGCCAACGCCAGCGACGCUGAGAUCUGCGACAUUGCCGCCAUUUUGGGAAUGCACACUCUGAUGAGUAACCAGCAGUACUACGAGGCUUUGGCCAGCAGCAAUAUAGUCAACAAACAAGGCCUUAACAGUGUUAUCCAGUGUACUCAGUAUAAGCCUGUGCCUGAUGAGCAGCCCAACUCUACUGACGUGGAGGAGACGCUGCUGAGGAUGCAGAGGAACGAUCCUGACCUGCUGGAGGUCAACCUCAACAACAUCAAGAACAUUCCAGUGAAGACGCUGAAGGCCUAUGCAGACGCCCUGACGGAGAACACUGCAGUGGAACGCUUCAGCAUCGUGGGAACCAGGAGUAAUGAUCCCGUAGCCUUUGCUCUGGCAGAGAUGCUGAAGGGGAACACCACACUGAAGAGUCUGAACAUAGAAUCCAACUUCAUCACAGGGACGGGCAUCCUGGCUCUCAUCGCCUCACUGCAGUCCAACACAACCCUGCAGGAACUCAAGAUCGACAACCAGAGCCAGCCGCUAGGUAACAAGGUGGAGAUGGAGAUAGCCAGCAUGCUGGAGAAGAACACCACGUUGUUGAAGUUUGGCUACCACUUUACCCAGCAGGGCCCCAGGCUGAGGGGCUCCAACGCCAUGAUGAACAACAAUGACCUGGCUCGGGUAAUCCGAUCCGAUCAUCACUCGGACGGUUCCUUUACUCUCACUCUGUCCGUGCCGGAACUGGAGAGGGCAUUUGGUAAAAGGUUCAAGCCGAAACUCACCAAGCCCAAGACCAAGAAAUAAGAAAGAGAAGGCUUGAAGGAGGUCCCAUCUUCCCCAAGUGUCGGACAAGCGUGUAGCGCCGCCAGGCACUGCCCGGCCCCGCCCAGCCCCGUAUUCAGCCAGACGCCCUCCAACAGAUAUCCCAUCAACCCCUGCUUCCCCAACCCUAACCUCGACCCCUCCGCGAUGACCGAAAUCGUUCCAAUUCGAAUGUCAGGGGCUUUGGCAAACCUUGUUCCUACUGUGGCAUGGAGUUGAUCUACUAUUGUACUAUUGUUUCCUUCACAGUUUUCUACUGAUAUUGGUUUAGAUAUCUUCGGUAAUAAUAUCUGGUAAUUGUGACAUAGAGAAGCAGCCCACCUAUACAGAAAAUAUUUAUUUUGUUAGUUUGUUUACUGGAGAUGAACUUGUGGUGGUGGAAGAUUAAAUGGUGUUACACCCAUAAUGUAUAUUGUACCACAUGCCAUGGGCAACAGGUAGCCUAAUGGUUAAGAGCGUUGGGCCAGUAACCGAAAGGUCGCUAGUUCAAAUCCCUAGCCAACUAGGUGGGAAAAAAUCUGCCAAUGUGCCCUUGAGCAAGGCACUUCACCCUAAUUGCUCCAGUAAGUCACUCUGGAUAAGAGCGUCUUCUAAAUGACUAAAAUGUAAAUGACUUAACUUGGUUAUGACGUUAGUACCACAUUAUGUAUUUCAGCAUUUUGCAACCACUUAAAGUAAUGUUUUUCAGUGUGAGGUUCAUAUAAGAUACGUUUUUAGUCUGCAACUCACACUGUCUGUAAGCAAUGGCACAUAACGGUUACAUAGGAGCUAUGUUCAGAGGAAUUGUUGCAGAUUUAAAAACAUUUUGGGGUGUAAGUUGUUUGUUUGUCCAAGUUUACUCCAUGGAGACAGCCACUAGAAGCUGGUCCUAGAUCAGUUUGUCUGCUAUUGUGUAAAUUCUGUAGUAUUACUGAAGUCUUCUCAGUCAAAUCUUACACAGAGAGGUUGCUACUAAGCGUUGGUUCUAGAUCAGUUUUGUGACGAAGUCGAUAUCUGCUAUGAUCCUUUAUUGAUAACACUUGUUAAAUCCAGAUCAGUGUAGAUGAAGGGGUGGAGACAGGUUAAGUAAGGA
Salvelinus sp. IW2-2015 is the source of this 2694-nucleotide messenger RNA. RefSeq names its product tropomodulin 1 (gene tmod1). Gene Ontology annotation, biological process: actin filament organization; pointed-end actin filament capping; myofibril assembly. NCBI's taxonomy places the organism in Eukaryota, Metazoa, Chordata, Actinopteri, Salmoniformes, Salmonidae. Gene Ontology annotation, molecular function: tropomyosin binding. Gene Ontology annotation, cellular component: myofibril; striated muscle thin filament; cytoskeleton. The record is from RefSeq and is a predicted model, not a curated record.